Drosophila busckii is the source of this 630-nucleotide messenger RNA. RefSeq lists its product as uncharacterized. NCBI's taxonomy places the organism in Eukaryota, Metazoa, Arthropoda, Insecta, Diptera, Drosophilidae. The transcript is spliced from 2 exons. The record is from RefSeq and is a predicted model, not a curated record. Bases 325 to 567 code for a protein of 80 amino acids.
UGUCAUAAAAUUGUCGUCGAAUUGUAAAAGUUUUUACAGUUCUCAAGCCAAAAUUGCGCAAAUUGCCAGUAAGUAGUUUAAUUUUAAAUAUGAGCCAUGCAGCUCAGUUCGACGGCUAAAACAAACAUAAACAGUAAACAAUAUUAGAUUGCAAUAAAAUAUAUGACAAGCUUGCAACUUGUGGCAAACAGUCGAGAAUUGAACGCGCAGCAAGGCAGACGCCUGCCGAGUUAAAGCUAAGCAUGGAUAUAAAUUAUGCUGUGGAAGAUGCGCACGAUGAGAAUAUUCUGAAGCAUAGUGUGGAAAAGCAGUUAGCCUCAUUCUAUGCAGUCCUAUAUAUCGUUUAUGCUGUCGCUUAUGACGCUCGAGCCGCAUCCGAAUGACCAGUUCAACUGCGAUGAGGAAACGCUGCGCAUGCGCGAACAGUUGCUGCUCUAUAAGGCUGAGGUGGAUGCUCUGGAUCGCAAUGCGGAGGAUUAUUAUGAACGCAAGGAGCAGCUUAUUUAUAAAAUCUUUUGCGAAUUUCGCGUGCGCAGUGCCGAGUACGAUGCUGAGCUCUUUGGUUAGAGAGUAGGCCUACGAAAUUUAAAUAAAAGCAUUGUUCAAUAAUUAAGCCUAACAAGCUACACA